Molecule: messenger RNA, 1014 nt
Organism: Saccostrea echinata
Lineage: Eukaryota; Metazoa; Mollusca; Bivalvia; Ostreida; Ostreidae
Product: inner centromere protein B-like
Exons: 2
Coding region: 4-678 (224 amino acids)
Source: RefSeq, a predicted model, not a curated record
AAGAUGGUCAGUCCACCACUGGAGAAAAAUAACGAAGAUGACGGAAAAACAGUUUCCGAAGAAGACACCGAGUCUGUAAAUUUUGAUUUUCGACCUGUUGCGUUUUACAUCCCAGUUAAUGAUCAAUUUGACAAUGGAAACAAGUAUAAAAAAAAGAAGAGGAAGAAGUCAAAAUCCAAGGUACGAGAAAAUUCGGAAAAGACCCGGGAUGAGCCUACGUUUAAGCUAAAUCAUGAUGAAAAGAUGCUACAAGCAGACAUUUUACAUCAGGAUCAGUUGAAUGAAAAAGGAGAGAUGAGUAGGAAACAUCAAGAGAAAUACGAAAAGGCUAAAACUAAACGAGAAAUGAUAAUUGAAAAUCUACGGAAAAAAACUGAGGAUAAAAUUAUUCGAGCUGAAGAAAAGAGGAAAAGGAGACUUGCCAAGCAGAAAGAAAAAUUAAAAGCCGCCGAGGAACGCCUAGAAAAAGUGAGGUGUCGUAAAGAAACAAUGGAUCAAAAUUUCCGUGAAAAGACUGCAUCUAAAAUCGUCGAAGACGAAGAGAGACUCCAAAAAAUGAAACAGAAUGACGUGCCACUGCGCGCCAUAUUUCGACGAGAAGAGAUUUUGCGAUACAGACAGAAGUUGUAUGAAGAUCGCCAACUAUCCAAAGAACGCACAGAUAAUAAAAACGAAUAAUUUCUGUAGUGUGUAUAAGUCAUGUCCUGGUGCCAAAAUAUGUCAUUCUCAGCAGAUGUCGACUAAUGUCAGACAGUUUUAUGCAACGUUAUGAAAAUAAAUGUGAUAAUAUAUCUUUGUUAAUCAGAAAUCAUAUUGUUUAUAAUUUGUAUAUUUCUUGAAUGACUAUAAAUCUAUUUUGGUCUCAACGGAAGUAAAAAUUGAAUUUGAUUUGAAAUUAAAGUUCAAAGAUUUACAUUUAAUAUAACAUUUUCAGUAACAAAUUGCUUUGUAAUUGUCAAUGAAGUAUCAAUUUUUUUUUUAUUGUAAACUUUUUACCUGGCAUAUACCUCUAGU